AUGUCCCGCUCCAUGCAGCCAAUGGCCAAGAAGAUCUUUAAAGGCGUUUUGGUGGCAGAACUGAUAGGCAUCUUUGGGGCCUAUUUUCUGUUCAAUAAGAUGAACACAAGCCAAGAUUUCAGGCAGAAGAUGAGCGAGAGGUUCCCCAUCGUCCUGGAAGUUUAUUACAAAUCCAUGGAGCAAUCUGGGACGCACGGCAUUCGAGAGCAGGAUCAAGAGAAAUGGUUCAACGGCAGGAGUUAGACGCCGAUGUUGUCGAACUUGGAGCCCACGUUCUCAUCCAACAAGUGGCCAAACUUAGACAAAGAAAGAAAAAGGGAGACAUCUAUUAGACAGCGUCCAGCAGCCGCAGGACGGCGGAUUCCGGAGAUUGGCGGCCUCUUACCUCCUCAGCAGAUACGAACAAGCUGGAGUCAUCGAAGCCUUUCUUCUUUUUCUUUGGCCCUAGAAACAAAACAAUAAAACGUA
Messenger RNA from Suncus etruscus (white-toothed pygmy shrew), 468 nucleotides. RefSeq names its product CEBPZ opposite strand (gene CEBPZOS). The coding region runs from base 1 to 243 and encodes 80 amino acids. The record is from RefSeq and is a predicted model, not a curated record. The transcript has 4 exons. NCBI's taxonomy places the organism in Eukaryota, Metazoa, Chordata, Mammalia, Eulipotyphla, Soricidae.